AAACAAAAUGUAAUAUCAAAAUUGUAUGACAAAAAUAAAAGUAAUGUGAAGUGAUUUAAGCACUGCUUAUAACUCCAAACAAGAAAACAACAUUUUAGUAAUGGCGAAGCUAAUGCUGCUAACAGUGUCCGUGUUGUUGUUCCUCAUCCCUUGUCUUGCGUGUCCUGAUGAUCAGAAACAAGCCCUUCUUACAUUCAAAACCUUAAUCAUCAAAACUCUCAACUCUUCGUCUUCGUCUUCGUCGGAUUAUUUUCUUUUCGGGUUGGAUUCUUGGACUUCAGAUACAGACUGCUGCCAAUGGGAAAUGGUGGGCUGUAAAUCCAACUCAUCAGUAGCUUCUCUUUCUCUUCAUUCCAUCGUCGGAUCCACUAACCCGAUUCCACUUCCUGCUUCACUUCUAUCCCCUCUCUUUCGAAUUCCAAGUUUAAUGUUUCUUGACAUUUCUUCUAAUAACUUUGAGGGUGAAAUUCCAGCCUCCAUGUUUACCAAUCUUACCCUCUUGGUUCAUCUUGAUAUGCUGCUCAACCAUUUCACUGGUCCCAUUCCUCCACAGAUUUUUCAACUGAAGUAUCUUCAGUAUCUUGAUCUCAGUACCAACCUUUUUAAUGGUAUUCUCUCUGCCAAACUGGCUUCUCUCAAAAACUUGAGGGUGCUCAAGCUGGAUGAUAAUUCUUUAACAGGAAUUAUUCCUCAAGAAAUUGGAAAUCUGACCAAUUUACAGCAGCUGACCCUCCGUGGAAAUGAAUUCGUCGGUAGGAUUCCGCGUUCUGUUCUUCACCUGCAGGAGUUGCAAGUAUUGGAUUUCAGGGAUAAUGUUUUAUCAAUGGAGAUUCCUACUGAUAUAGGUGAUCUGACCAAUUUGACCACUCUUGCUUUGAGCAACAACAGGAUCACAGGAGGAAUUCCGUCGUCCAUUCGCAAUCUGACCAAGUUGAAAAUUCUUCGACUGCAGGAUAACUUACUCACCGGAGAAAUUCCUAUAUGGUUGUUCGAUAUCAGCACCCUGGAGGAACUUUUGGUUGGAGGGAAUAAUCUGAGUUGGGUUAACAAUGCGGAGUUAGUAGCACCGAAGAGUAACUUGACUCAGUUGUCUUUGAGAUCUUGCAGGCUUGAAGGUGAAAUUCCGGAAUGGAUUUCGACGCAAAAAGAUCUUGAUCUUUUAGAUUUGAGUGAGAAUAUGCUCCACGGAGUAUUCCCUCAAUGGCUAGCUGAAAUGGACCUCAGUGCCAUUGUUCUGUCUGAUAACAGGCUCGCGGGGCCUCUUCCUGCUCGUUUAUUUGAAUCUCUGAGUUUAACUAUGCUUGCUUUAUCGAGAAACAACUUUUCCGGAGAAUUGCCACAGAAUAUUGGAAAUGCUCAUGCGAUUGUCGUUUUUAUGUUGGCUAGUAACAACUUUUCGGGGCUGAUUCCGCAGUCCAUCUCAGAAAUUAAUCGACUUAUGCUGAUGGAUUUGUCAGGAAAUAAAUUUUCAGGAAAAGUUCCAGUUUUUAAACCCGAUGCAUAUCUAGCAUUCAUCGAUUUGUCUUCUAAUGAGUUAUCAGGUGAAAUCCCUGUCAGCUUUUCUGAAGAAACUUUGAUCCUUUCACUAGGAAACAACAAAUUCUCUGGCAAUUUACCCAAGAAUCUAACCAAUUUGAUUAAGCUUCAGCAUUUUGAUAUCCAUGACAACAAAAUUACAGGUGAAGUACCAAAAUUUCUCUCUCAAAUCUCAUCUCUUCAAGUUCUAAACUUACGAAACAACUCCCUCAGUGGUUCCAUCCCUGACGAGAUUUCUAACCUCGCAAGCCUUCGAAUUCUUGACGUGUCAAACAACAAACUUAUUGGUGGAAUUCCUGACAGGCUUGGGAACCUAAUUGGAAUGAUAGAAACACCAAAUCGGUCCGCAUCAAGCAUAGAUUUCUUCACGCUUCCAUUCGAGUUCAAUGACUUGGUGGUGAACUGGAAGAACUCAAAACAAGGUUUGUCAAGUCGCAGCCUAGAUAUCUACUCGUUUUUGGAUUUAGCGAAAAAUCAACUGUCGGGCGAAAUUCCAGCAUCAGUAGGCCAUUUAAAGGGCUUGAAGCUAUUAAAUGUUUCAUAUAACCUUUUGUCUGGUGAGAUUCCAAAAAGCUUUGGUGAUUUAGAGAGUGUAGAAUCCUUAGAUUUAUCGCACAACAAAUUAUCAGGUUCUAUUCCAGACACGCUAUCAAAAUUGCAAGAGCUCUCUACUUUGCGUUUGAGCAACAACAAUCUCAGCGGUCAGAUUCCAGUCGGCGGCCAAAUGAGCACGAUGCUGAACGAUCCCAUCGAUUAUGCAAAUAACAGUGGACUGUGUGGUUUGCAGAUUAGGAUACCGUGUCCCACCGAUCAGUCACCUGCACUUCCAGAGCCAACAGAAGAGGAUUCAUGGUUUCCUUGGGCAGGAAUAGGGAUUGGGUAUUCUGUUGGCCUCUUGGCAUCCGUAGCAAUAAUAUUUGCGACUCGGUUAAUUGAGUGGCUACCGCCCCGCAAUCCACGCCGCCGCGUACGCAGAAGGCUGAGGACUUGAGUUUGGCAAGAUACUUCAAUAUGACUAUGGUGAGUCCAAAUAUGUAAUAGAAGUACAGCAGACCAAUGUAAUUGAGUCACAAAUUUUACAAUGGAAUAAUUAGAAUGCAAUUUAAUAAUAAACUUGAGGCAAAAUAACAUGUUUGCUUCGAUUCCCAACA
Messenger RNA from Mercurialis annua (annual mercury), 2687 nucleotides. RefSeq names its product receptor-like protein 46. The coding region runs from base 101 to 2527 and encodes 808 amino acids. Lineage: Eukaryota; Viridiplantae; Streptophyta; Magnoliopsida; Malpighiales; Euphorbiaceae. The record is from RefSeq and is a predicted model, not a curated record. Gene Ontology annotation, molecular function: protein binding. The transcript has a single exon.